CGCAUAACCAUCGUCGAUGCUCCUAUGAUCGCUUGGGAGCGAGCCCACGAGUACUGUGCGGGUUGCUAUAUAAGCGCACCUGCUGCACUGCUUGCCACCUUUCUACUCCCCUCUAGCCGCCAAUCACGAUGACGACUUUCACCUACGAGUUCAACACUCCGUCCUUCAAGGGCAAGGUCAGCUUCCCUACAGGCGUCUUUCUCAACGGCGAGUUCGUGGACGGGAAGGACAAGGCUACGAUCGAUGUCAUCAACCCGGCGAAUGGCCAACUCAUAACCAAGGUCUCCGAGGCCACCGCCGCCGACGUCGACACUGCCGUCAAGGUCGCGGAGCAAGCGUUCAAAACUUCCUGGGGGCUGAAGGCCUCUGGGACGCGCCGUGGCGACCUCUUAUGGAAGCUCGGCAACCUCAUGGACGAGAACAAGGAUGAGCUAGCUGCGCUCGAAGCCCUCGACAACGGCAAGACGUUCACCUGGGCGAAGAAUGUAGAUGUCGCCUUCGCAACGCAGACUAUCAAGUACUACGCAGGAUGGGCGGAUAAGAUCCAGGGCAAAGUUAUCGAGACGGAUGAGUCGAAGCUCACAUACACGAGGCAUGAGCCUAUCGGCGUCGUCGGCCAGAUCAUCCCCUGGAACUUCCCCCUCCUCAUGAUGGCCUGGAAGCUCGGUCCAGCGCUCGCAACGGGAAACGCAGUUGUCUUGAAGCCCUCGGAGUUCACCCCUCUGACGGCGCUCCGCAUGUGUUCGCUGAUUCGCGAAGCGGGUUUCCCUCCAGGUGUCGUCAACGUUCUCGUCGGGUACGGGCACACGGUCGGGCAGGCCAUCAGCUCCCAUAUGGACAUUCACAAGGUGGCUUUCACCGGCAGCACGCUCGUCGGCCGCAAGAUCAUGGAGACGGCCUCGAAAACGAACUUGAAAAAGGUUACUCUCGAGCUCGGCGGGAAGAGCCCUGUCAUCAUCUUCAAUGAUGCCGACUUGGACCAGGCCGUAAAUUGGGCGGCCCAUGGAAUCUUCUGGAAUCAAGGCCAAGCAUGCUCCGCCGGCUCCCGCAUCUACGUGCAAUCGGGAAUCUACGACAAGUUCCUCGCUGCUUUCGCCGCUCGCGCGCGCGCCAUCAAGGUCGGCGACCCCUUCGGCACCGGCAUCGACCAGGGCCCGCAGGUCUCGCAGCAGCAGUACGACCGCGUCAUGUCCUUCAUCGACUCCGGCAAGCAGGAGGGCGCGACGCUCUACACCGGCGGCAAGCGCGUCGGCUCCGAAGGCUACUUCAUCGAGCCCACCGUCUUCACCGACACCGCGCCGGACAUGAAGAUCGUGCGCGAGGAGAUCUUCGGGCCGGUCGCGGUCGUGGUGAAGUUCGCGGACGAGGACGAUAUAGUGCGGCAGGCGAAUGACACGGUGUACGGGCUGGCGGCGGCGGUGUUCUCGCAGGACGUGACUGUUGCGCUUGAGACGGCGCAUCGGCUGCAUGCUGGUACCACGUGGAUCAACUGCGUGAACCAAUUGCACGCGCAGGUUCCCUUCGGCGGCUUCAAGCAGUCAGGAAUUGGCCGUGAGCUGGGAGAAUACGCGCUGGACAACUACACCGACAUAAAAGCGGUUCACGUCAACUUGCGCCACCGCAUGUAGGGUAAAAGUCUCUGUGGAGACCUUCUAUAUGGCCAGAAUGUAUCACUGUUGUAUCUAACUAUCGCCAGCUCUUGAGACCUUAGUCGAGCGACAAGCUGCUGCAUUCAGAGCUUCGCGUACUUGGCUGUGGUAAGAUCCAGUCUAUCGAAACAUGGAAGUACGACAUACCAAUGAAAUCGUUGCGUUAGGCGGCGUGC
Molecule: messenger RNA, 1825 nt
Organism: Schizophyllum commune H4-8
Lineage: Eukaryota; Fungi; Basidiomycota; Agaricomycetes; Agaricales; Schizophyllaceae
Product: aldehyde dehydrogenase
Exons: 7
Coding region: 129-1628 (499 amino acids)
Molecular function (GO): aldehyde dehydrogenase (NAD+) activity
Source: RefSeq, a predicted model, not a curated record